AUGGCCGCGUGGAGCGCCGGCGUUACCACCGAUUUGCUCGCCCGCGCGCUCUCGCCUGCUGCGGAGAAUGGCGCCUCGCGCUGCCUCGGUAUUGCCGAUCGUCGCUCGCCUCCCAGUUGCCGACCCAGUUCUACCUCGCCGCCCAUUCCCACUGCCGCUCUGUUUUCACCCGGCGCGCGCGAUUCCCCUAGCGUGUCCUGCCUCGUAUCGUUCCGCCCGCCACUCUCGCGCGUCCGUGCGAUCUCCGCCUCCUCCGCUUCCGCCAGCGAUACGGAUGGCCCAGAUCUCUCCCCACGGCCGUCCCUCCCUGAUCCGACGCCGCGCGCCGUUCUAGAUUUUCCGCCGGCCGAGGGCUUCGGGGAGGAGCUGACGAAGCUUCUGACGAUGCUUCCGGAGAAGGUUCGAGACGUUUUGCAGCGGCAUCCGGCCGUCCAUUCGCUGGUGGAGGUCGUUCUCGAUCUCGGCCGUCGGCCCGUCGCACGGUUCCCCGUGGGCGACGUUUUCGUCUCUCACACCGCAUGCUCAUUGCAAGCUCCCUCCGUGCAAGCGCCACUCACCUCGCCACCGCCCGCAUACCCCUUCUUCAGUGCGCGUCGUCACUCUCCAUCUCAUCCACUUCCUUUCCCGUUUCCCCUGCCUUCUCCCCUCGUCACCUCCUCCCCCCAUUCCCUCCCCCCCCCUUCCCUCUCGCCGCCCUUCCGCUCCGCGCAGGUUGGGGAGUUCGGAGCGGACAACCGCGCGGGGAUAGACCGCACGCUGCACCGCAUCAGCGCCAUCCGCAACCGCGCGGGGAGGAUCAUCGGGCUGACGUGCCGCGUGGGGCGCGCGAUUUCGGGCAGCGCGGAGAUGGUGCGCGACCUGGUGGCGGGCGGGGAGUCCGUGCUGCUCAUGGGCGCGCCGGGCGUGGGGAAGACCACCGCUAUCAGGGAGGUGGCGCGAAUACUAGCGGACGAGUGCGCACGGAGGGUAGUGGUGGUGGAUACGAGCAACGAGAUCGCAGGCGAUGGGGACAUUGCCCAUGCCGCCAUUGGAUCAGCACGGCGCAUGCAAGUGCCGCAUGUGGAGCUGCAGCACCAGGUGAUGAUAGAGGCGGUGGAGAAUCACAUGCCGCAGGUGGUGAUAAUCGAUGAGAUCGGGUCGGAGCUGGAGGCGGCAGCAGCGGCCACGAUAGCACAGCGGGGCGUGCAGCUCAUUGCCACGGCUCAUGGUCGCUCUGUGGAGAACCUGGUCAAGAACCCGCACCUGCACACACUGGCAGGGGGCGUGCAGACAGUGACGCUGGGAGACGAGGAGGCGAGGAGGAGGGGAGUGCAGAAGAGUGUGAUGGAGAGGGGAGGCCCGCCCGUGUUCCAAGCGGCAGUGGAGAUGCACUCGCGCGGCAGAUGGUCUGUGCACCGCAACCUUGCUGCCACUGUCGAUGCUCUGCUCUCAGGCAAGGCACCGCAGGUGGAGGUACGGGAGAUGGGGCAGCACGGGGAGGUGUGGGUGGAUGGCGAUGCUGCCACUCGUUCCGACAACUCAACCCUGCUCUUCCUCUACCAGGUAUCAGAGGAGCAUGUGGAGCAGGUGGUGGAGGUGAUGGGGCUGGCAUCCCUCUUGGCACUGCUCACUGGAAUAAUCUCACUGCAAAUUCACUUCUCUUCUCUGCCGUGGUUCCCCUGCGCGCAGGUAUCAGAGGAGCAUGUGGAGCAGGUGGUGGAGGUGAUGGGGCUGGCAUCCCUCUUGGCACUGCUCACUGGAAUAAUCUCACUGCAAAUUCACUUCUCUUCUCUGCCGUGGUUCCCCUGCGCGCAGGUAUCAGAGGAGCAUGUGGAGCAGGUGGUGGAGGUGAUGGGGUUGGCGCCACUCAUCACGCUCACCACGGACAUUGCAGCAGCAGACGCCGUGCUGGCACUGCGCUCCAAGCUCAAGGGCAACGCGUGGCUGCGCGGGGUGGCUAAGUUCCGCCACCUCCCCAUCUACGCUGUUAAGGCCAACACAGCAUCUCAGGUGGUGCGGGCCCUUCGUGCCAUCCUCAACCUCCCCACCCUCGCCUCUCCUCCUCCCUCCACUUCCUCGUUCUCCACCUCCACGCCUCUCUCUUCACCCGCUGCUACUCUUUCUCGCGACGCGCCCCUUCCUGGCGUUGCUACUGCGUCAGCCACACCGCCCAACCAACUCUCAACCUUGCAAGAUGAGAGCAGCAAGGGUGGCGGUCGCAGCAGCAGCGGCGACAGUUGGGUGGGUGGGGUUGGAGAGGAUGAGGAGACGAUGAGAGGGGCUCACGGAGGUUCAUUGGAGGACGAAAUUGAUGCGCUUGAGGUGAGUGCCAUGGGAUGGGAGAGAGAGCAUGUCUUGUCCAAGGACAGGCCAUUUGUGACUCUCUUCUUUGUGACUCUCUUCUUCGUCUUCUCUGCCUUUCCGUCCUACCCGCCUGUGCCUGUGGUUCCAUCCAACCCCCAGGAGGCGCGCAUGGCAGCAGAGAGCAUGAUGGGGAGCGCAGCACAAGCAGUGGACCUGCUACCACGCGCCCCGCGCAUCCUCUCCCUGCAGCUGCAGCUCAUCAACGACUACCCCCUCUCCUGGCAGUACGCUGGCUCUUCUGCCACCCGCCGCAUCCGCAUCCUCCCCCUCCCUGCCUCUGCUCGCUCGGAGCUUGCUCCAGCGGCUCGCUCAGAGCUUACCCCUGCUGUCACUGGUCGAUCCGAUCACCCUGUCGGUGCCAUAGGUAGUGUUGUUGACCCCAGUGCAGCGAUUGGUGGGGAGAGUGGGGGUUGGCAGGGAGAGGAGGGAGGUGAAGAGAUGGUGGGACGGGAAGGUGGAGUGGAGCUGAGAGGUGGAUGUGUGGUGGAGAAUGCUGCAGCAGCUGGGUGGACUGUUGUUAGUCUGCCGAGAAAAGGCCUCAUCGCCACUCUUCUCCAUCGUCGACUGCCCUCCCUUGCUCCUCCCUGA
Messenger RNA from Closterium sp. Naga37s-1, 2931 nucleotides. Lineage: Eukaryota; Viridiplantae; Streptophyta; Zygnematophyceae; Desmidiales; Closteriaceae. The record is from the annotation of a GenBank genome assembly.